This is a messenger RNA of Lathyrus sativus (Indian pea), 264 nucleotides long. Lineage: Eukaryota; Viridiplantae; Streptophyta; Magnoliopsida; Fabales; Fabaceae. The record is from the annotation of a GenBank genome assembly.
AUGGAGUAUUAUAGAUAUUAUCGUAGUUGGAUGUACAAUAGGUUGUAUCUAGGAAGACGCGGAUUUAAACCAAAUAUUAAGGAGGGAGUUAAAGGGUUUAUCACGUUAGCAUUUUCUCAAGAAUGUUGCCGAAGCGAAGGAGGAGUUAGAUGUCCUUGUCUUAAAUGUGGACUCAGACCUAUAAUUAGUGACCCAGAGGAAGUAGAACGACAUUUGAAGAGAAGAGGUUUCAUUGAAAAUUAUUGGGUUUGGACAUAUAAUUGA